UCGCGGUUCCACUUGUGCGGUGAGUCGGUGAGUGUGCGUAUGUGUGCAUCGAGCCUGCCAGCCAGCCAGCGUCCUCAAAAGCCGAACCUGCGAGUGUACCUGAUUUCCACCUUCUCUGCAACCUGUGCCAGUAGUGAUAUAACUUGACGACGAGUUUAAUUAGCAAAGAACUACUUUGACAGGGGAGCUUCAACCCACGGACUUUCUCAAAAAUUCAGGCAGAAGGUGACCGAGGCGGCCACACGGCCAGCAUGUGGGGACCACGCCCAUGUGACCCGGCGGCUGCGGCCGCACUUGCGGGAAUGUUACCCUUUGAGACGACCAUCGGCCUCUACGAACAGCCGAAACCGCGCUUCAUGUUUAAAAUGCCGCGUGUUGUGCCAGACCAAAAGUCCAAAUUCGAUUCAGAUGAACUCUUCAGAAGACUCAGCAGAGAGAGCGAGGUUCGCUACACAGGAUUCAGAGAUCGACCCUUGGAGGAACGCCAAGUGAGGUUUCAAAAUGGCUGCCGGGAGGGACACACGGAAAUUGCAUUUGUGGCCACUGGCACAAACCUCCAACUUGUUUUCAACCCAGUCAUUAAUGGCUAUGCAGUGCCCGACCUUGGCAGAGAGUGCGACUUCGACAAGGAAAUUGGCAAGGUUCACCUGAGAGCUCACUUCAUAAUGAAUGGCGUCUGCGUGCGGUGGAAAGGCUGGAUAGACCUUGAUCGCCUCGACGGCGUUGGCUGUCUCGAGUUCGACGAGGACAAGGCCCAGAACGAAGACUUGAUUCUGCGAGACCAAAUCGAGCGGUACAACCAGAGGUUGCGGGAUUUUGAAGAUAAGCAACGAGUCUUCCGCUCACACCCGCAGCUGGACCGACCAGAAAAUGAUAUCGAGGCUUUGGCGCAACAAGAGGGCUACAUGCGCGCAGCUCGGCGGAACAGACAUCAGCAGUGGCACGCCCCGCGUUGAGCUUCCCAAAAUAAUUCACCACGUCGCGGCACCUACUCGCACCGACCUUGAUCAUCGACUUCCUCUUCACCUCUGCACACAUCUUGCUUUGUACAUACACACAAUUCCUAUCUGCGGUGCUGUCGGCUGCUGGCGACCUCACCAAAUAUUUAAUAUUUCAAGGACCGAUGCAAAUCUCUGUAUUUUCAGCAUUAUAGUGCCACUAAAUAAUGCAUACUAGUUAUCUCAUCUUGAUGUAAACUAUGUUAAGAUAAAUAAGUGAGGUGAAGUUUUGCACCUUUCCAGCAUGCGUGAUUUGACUUCACGGGACGAAUGUCUAGCGUUUAAAUGCAGUCCUCGGUGCGGAGGCAAAAGUGGCCCUUCAGUGGGCUGGGUCCCUGUGCGGCCUGGUGCGCCCAUGUUAUCCGUUCGCGGUGUUAUUGGGACCCGGGUUUCAGCAUUCGUGCUAGCACAUUGCGCGCCCUUGCCGGUUCUCGGACAGGGAUAAAAAGUAAAAACAAAGUGACAGCGUAGAACGAUGGUGAUGAAAAGACCGAAAAGACGUCUUGAAUGAUCUGCGCCUAUGAGUUUUUCUCUUAUUUUAAUUUCCAAUGUAGAUUAAAUUUUAAGUUCACGAAAUCUCACAUCUUUUUAAACUUUUUGGGGGUAAAAAACUUUGCAUAAGUUCAAUAAGUGAACUUUUAAAAAAAAAUUUAACAACAAUAAAAUAUGAUUUUUUCAACUCCAUUGAUUUGAAAUCCAUAUUUAUGUUAUAUAAACUGACUGCAAGUUCCUUAUUUAUAAUUUUGGAUCAAGAAAGUUCAAUUGGCUUUUUUGUUUUGCAAUUGGGUAAAAUUGAUAACUGUGUAGAAAAUGUCUUAAAUUUCUGCCGUGUCCGUGAAAUCAAAACAAUUAAAAAUUUGUGUAAGUCAUGUGCUGAUAGAAAAUAAAUGUAUACAAUUUUAAGCAAACCUA
Molecule: messenger RNA, 1910 nt
Organism: Cloeon dipterum
Lineage: Eukaryota; Metazoa; Arthropoda; Insecta; Ephemeroptera; Baetidae
Product: protein big brother-like
Exons: 7
Coding region: 252-956 (234 amino acids)
Biological process (GO): regulation of transcription by RNA polymerase II
Cellular component (GO): core-binding factor complex; nucleus
Molecular function (GO): sequence-specific DNA binding; transcription coactivator activity
Source: RefSeq, a predicted model, not a curated record